AUGGCCCCGGACGUUGCGUUUGGUGAACUAUGUGGGGUUGACGCUCUCAUUGACCAGUGGCAGCGCUACUCGUUGUCCUUUGGAAGCCUCUACUUUAAGCUUAAUCGGAUGGAAGAGCAGCCUUUUGGCGCACUGGAAACGUCGGCUGAACAUCAUGUUCAGCGCGCACCGUCAAAGCAUUGA
Messenger RNA from Phytophthora nicotianae INRA-310, 183 nucleotides. RefSeq lists its product as hypothetical. The record is from RefSeq and is a predicted model, not a curated record. The transcript has a single exon. Lineage: Eukaryota; Oomycota; Peronosporomycetes; Peronosporales; Peronosporaceae. The coding region runs from base 1 to 183 and encodes 60 amino acids.